CAGCAUUCACAAGUGGAGGUGUGUUGUCUGUGCGCUCCUGUGUAGCCGUACAUUCCCGCUUGGGUUCAUUCACUGUUGGUGAUCUUGUCUAAAGAUUUUCUUGCUUAACUGCAAGAACGUUGAAGUGUGCUGCGAGUCCGUCAAAACAUGAAAUUGAAGUAUUGUGGAGGAAAUUGCAAUCAGCUGGUGUUGAGCGGCAGAGGCUACUCUCUCAUGGAACUGCUGCAGGCGUCUGGGGAAUUCUGCAAGGCUCAAUACACGGUACUGCUGCCACACGACUAAACAUACACGCUUCACACGUGCCGCUGUCACCCGCUUGUCCCGGCCAGUGCCCUCCGUCGCCGCUGAGGAACCAUCACAUGGGAGGCUCGUGGCGCCCGCCUUAACAACAUCUGCCCCGGCAUAGCUUAUCAUUCGAAUUACCAAGUCUUCCCCAGCACCAAAACACCCACUCUUGUUCCCCACUCACCCCACUCUUGUUCCCCACUCGCCCCACACUUGUUCUUCUCUUGGUAAAAAUUGUUCUCACUGGUGCAAAUCUUCGGGUGAAUUUUUCUCCGAAGUUCUUCCAAAGCCAUUCAAGAAAAAAGGAAAAAUAAAUACAAGGUCCAUAUACAUCUGAAAACUAGUUGAAGUUGAAAUUUCAGUUAAAGAAAAUUUAUUUGACUAUUAAAGAUUGAUUUUCCAGAAGCAUUGAGUCUUCCUUGGACACACCGCUGAAUUUAAGUGAAGUUUAGGGUUAUUGUGAAGUGACUCUGAAACACCCAUUGCAUUUUCAGUGAGAAGCAAAAAUCUUUGUACACAUUUACUUUGAGAAGAGAAAGUGAAGAGAUUAUUUUAUUGUGUAUGUGAGUCUUGGAGCUUGUGAAGAAGGCAAUAUUUUGAUAGUAUUGUUCAUCUUAAGAUAUAUUAUUGAUCUCUGCAGUGUCUGUUUAUAUACGUGCUUUUCUCGCACUAACUCUUGGUGUCGGCGAAUCAAGUGUUGCACAAUUUGCUUGGUAGCGGAAAGUUUGUGUGCAAGGCUAGAUUGUUUGUGCAUUGUCUUCAGCCAACUAGUGUAUGUUGUAUAGUAACUUAUUUCCAAGCAACAAUUACAUACAGUUUUCUCAAGAGUAAAGAGGUAAAAUAUUUUUCUGAAUUUAGAUAUUGGUGUCUGGAGCCUUGAUUGAAAUAACUUUUGUAAGCCAUUAAGGAAGAGAACGGAAGUUUCUGCAUCUAUUGCGUACCUUUGCAGCCAUAUCCUUAGAACCAUACCACACAGAGGUACCAGCUGUAGCCGUACCCCAGCAAAAGUACCCCUACAGCCGUACCCCAUAUAAGCUGGCGGAGGUUUGUGAGAGUUUCUCCACCAAGGGAGAGACUGGUGGUGGUGCAGAAGGUGCUGCACCAAGUGCAGAAGGAGGCUCAUAUAGCAAGAGACUAAGUGUUGCAGGCUUGUUGAGUGUGAAGAGGAGAGUUUUGGUUGCAGCACAUAGCACAUUUCCUGGUCAAAGGUUCUACAGGCAGAGUUCUGGCCUCAGGAAGAACCUAGUAACUCUCCGUGUGUGCUGUACACUACCAAGUUCUACGUGGUUUAUCCGCUCCAAGAACCAACGUCUGUGCUUUAGAAGGUCUGGUCUUUUCAGACGUCUGGUGAACAAGAACCCGGUCCGUAUUUCUACACGCACAAAAGAACACGCACUGCAAGAGUCCACUCAAUCUCCGCUGUGUGGAGUUCAUGAACUGAGGAAAUCUUUUUCUGAUCCACGCAAGGCUGUAAAUGUUCAAGAGUUUGUUUGCAACACCGUCAAGUUUGGCCACCUGAACAAGAGUGAACAUCACCUCCCGCCUGUCAGAUAAUUCUUCACUGCUGCUCUAGUUUGUCCUUGUUUACUUGAAGUUACCAGGCUACAGUCGCCCUACAGUCUCCAUACAGCUGGCCUACAGUUGGCCUACAGUCGUGAUUCAGUCGCCCCUACAGGCUCUCUACAGUCGCCCUACAAUCAAGGAACUGCUUAACUUCUCUUGGUCCACGCUACCGUAUCCUGUACGAAGCUCUGUCAUUCUCCAUCAAUCCUCUGUCAAGCCCCGUCACCGCUCCAUUUUCCGUAAAAUCAAACAUCAUCUGAGAACUGCGCUGUAAAAUCAAACCACCAUCAUUUGUCGUGAAAUUUCGCUGCGUUGUACAGCCGCCAUGAACGGUGGGGGAAUCACAGCAACCCCGGGGGGUCGGGACAGCAUCUCUAGUGGGGGUGGGGCGCCGCCCCCCCAAGCCUUCGCCCCCCGAGUGGGUAAGAACAUCAGACCGGCCCCCUCAGAGAUUGAGUUCAAGGACAUGAAGUUCCUCAUCACGGACCGUCCCAGCGACGCUACCAUGGUGGCCUACAUCGAGGAGCUGUGCCGGCACUCCGUGAAGGACGUGGUGCGCGUGUGCGAGCCCACCUACCAGACGGACCUGCUCGCCCAGCACGGCAUCACCGUCACCAACCUCGUCUUUGAUGACGGCACCGCCCCGCCUGCCCAGGUAGUGGAGGAGUGGCUGUCACUAGUACGUGCCCGCCGUGCCGUGGGCACGACCGUGGCCGUGCACUGCGUGGCAGGGCUGGGACGCGCCCCUGUGCUGGUGGCGAUCGCCCUCAUGGAGCUGGGCAUGCGGUACGAGGACGCCGUGCAGCACAUCAGGACCAAGCGGCGCGGCGCCAUCAACGCCAAGCAGCUCGCCUACCUCGAGAAGUACAGGCCCAAGGGCAGGCUCAAGAACGGCAAGACUGCCACUGCGUGCUGUGUCCAGUGAAUGAUGUGUGCUGUGGUGCUGUGUGCAGUGAAGGCUGGGUGCUGUGUGCAUUGAGGGCGGGGUGCUGUGGUGCUGUGGUCUGCUACUGCAAUGCGGUGUCCUGUGAAUCAUAUGCUGCUGUGGUGCUGUGAAUAAUGUGGGUGCUUUGGUGUCGGGUAGAGUGAAUAACGUUGUUCUGUGGUGCAGUGAGUGCUGUAUGAUGCCUGUAAUGUGUUGUGUGUGCAGUGACCGCAAGAACGUUUAGAUGCGGUGCAGUGGCGUAUGGGUUCUUCCACAGCAACGACAGGAUUGUAGUGACACGUGUACUGGGAGAUGAGACACAACUGUAGCGCAGUGGUAGCGGCACUGAGAUGAGAGGAGCGAGUCGCGGGUUCGAGCGUCAGAAAGCUCAAUUCAUUUUCUGUAUCACUGUUGGUCAGCGCUUGGUAGCCGUCAAAAGCGGUGCUUGCAGCAUGGCCUUGGGUUGGUGUCUCUGAUUGAACUUUGGGGAUCUUGAGGGGUUAGUGAGUGCAGUAGUGGUGGGAAUUUUUCUUUCUGUCCCCCAACAAACAAUUCCUCCCCCAUUCCCCACCAAUUUCUCCUCCCAUUUCUUAGCAACUCCUUUAUUUCCCCAAAACUUCAUCCCCCUAGACUACUGACGGGGAUGCAAACCUCCCCCUAAGGCCACGUGACGAACUUUGGUUGCUUAUAUUUUUCUGUGACAUUUUCUGUAUUUACUGUCAUUUGGGUUAGGCUUUAGUAAUAACCCUCCCACCCCCCCCAUGUGUGAUGGGGGUGUGGGGGAACUAUGAGGGUUCGAGGCUGGGAGAGAUAACCCCCGCAUGGGGAGGUAUGUGAAGGGUUGUAAAGUUUGCCAGGGUUGAGGGUUGUAAGCUGCUGGAUUAACGAGUGAGGGCUGCUGAAGUUAGUGUCUAGGGAGAGUUGGUAUCGGAGGCUAAAAUAAGAAAGGUUUAGAGUUAAAAAUCGUAGCUUUACAGUGUUCGAAAAUCUAAAUAACUGUGAAAACUUGGCUUUAUGCUCCGGCAUUAAAAUCCAUAGGUUUGAUCUACUCACCCAUCUUGUUUUAAUUUUACAUCGAUAUAAGAGCUUAGGAUUAUCAAAAUGCUGGUAUUUCAACGUGAGUCGUUUUGUACGUCCGUCGCUUUGUUGCUACCAACUACUAUUUAUUUAAAUCUAAAGUUUUUUAUGCAUAAUUGACGUCAAAUUAUUGAGAUCUAUUACUACGAAAACUAAAUAUUGACUACGAAGCUCUCCCUUCUGACUGUCAUAGUUGCCAUAGCAAUGCGGUUGUUAUAGCCGUAGCAACGCGGUCACCAUAGCAACACGGUCACCAUAGCAACACGGUCGCCAUAGCAACACGGUCGACAUAGCAACACGGUCGCCAUAGCAACGCAGUCGCCGUAGCAACGCGGUCGCCAUCUUGAACGCCCAUUGAUGCCAUGUUGUUCGCAGCUGGUUUGCACUAUUUAUCAAUGACCAAAAUUGUUAUUUAUUGUGAUUCCUGAGUCGCUAACGUGUCCUAUUUAUCAUGAGUGUUCUUUUAAAUAUCCAGAUCUUGAGAUAUAAUUUUUCCGGUCCUCAAAUUUGAUAAACAUCUGUUGAUGGUGAAAUAAUUCUGUGUUUUUAUACGAUGACUCGGCAAGAAAUGGGUUGUUUACAUGACACUGAGUAUUUCUAUAAAUGGCUGGCUCCAUUCGAUAUGUUUUACGCCCGAGAAUGAUUUGUCUAGAUGAAUGAUGAGUGAUAAUGAUCAGAGAUGAUUGAUAUGUUCAGGAUGAUAUGGUUUGAUUUGACUCAACAGGCACUAUUCAGCAGUUGAAGCUUACUUUGUAUGAUUCAUUUUUCUGUGUUUCUUCUUGCUGUUACCAUCAUUUGCUAUUAUUUUCUUUCAGUCUGCAUAAAAUAAAAUGACUUGACACCAUCGCGCUGAGAACGAAACUUUAGAGUUUAGUCUCGGGUGCUUCUGUUGCUACGGUGCCAUUUUGAAUAUAUGUUCACUUUGCGUAUGUUUCAUCUUGAGUUUGAAAUGCUCGCGUAGUAUACGCACACGCUGCACAGUUUUCUGUCCGAAUUCUCGUACACGCUAAGUUUUAUCUUUUCUGGGUCAUUUUGUCACCGUUUCUUUAUUUACUGUUUUGGUUGUGAAAUUAUCGUGCCGCUGGCAUGCGAGUUUAUGUUAUUGUGCCGCUGGCAAGCGACUUAAAGCGCUGCUAUUGGUCCAAUAAGCGAGUCCCCACGCGGUCAGCAGCCAAUAGGAGGGAGGUUUGGCUUGUUCAACGGGAACUGAUUCUUCUACUUUGAUGAAACCUAAAUUUACAGGGAGAAAUAGGCUUAAAUAAUGAAUAAAAUUUAAUGACAACUGUCGGGCUACUUCAUUAU
Molecule: messenger RNA, 5152 nt
Organism: Hyalella azteca
Lineage: Eukaryota; Metazoa; Arthropoda; Malacostraca; Amphipoda; Hyalellidae
Gene: PRL-1
Product: PRL-1 phosphatase
Exons: 6
Coding region: 2174-2773 (199 amino acids)
Biological process (GO): protein dephosphorylation
Cellular component (GO): nucleus
Molecular function (GO): protein tyrosine phosphatase activity
Source: RefSeq, a predicted model, not a curated record